AUGGGCGUGGGGAAGAGCGCCGAAAAUGUCAUUCAGGACCAUGAAAUAUUGACACCCAAAGAUGAUCCUGGCAAUGGAGCUGUCGAAGCAAAGCCCAGCGACGAGGAAAUCGCCCUGGAGAAGGAAUUGUUACGAAAGAUUGAUCUGCUUAUUAUGCCCCUCAUUGUGGUCAUCUACCUGAUGAAUUUCAUUGAUCGAAACAACUAUGCUGCAGCCAGAUUACAAGGUCUGGAAGAUGAUCUGAAUCUGACAUCUGAGCGAUACCAGGCUGGGCUGGGAAUAUUCUUCGUUGGAUACAUUCUCGGUAGCGUGCCGUCGAAUCAAAUAUUGAAUUAUACAGGUCGCCCGUCACUCUACCUUGGUCUUACCACGAUCGCCUGGGGCCUUGUUUCUGCUCUAACAGCAUUGGUACAGAGCUAUGGUGGAAUUCUUGGUUGUCGGUUAGCACUUGGUUUCGUGGAGGCCCCAUUUUUCCCAGGCGUGCUUUUCUACUUAUCCAAGUGGUACACGAAAGGAGAACUCAGCAUGCGAAUGUCCCUUUUUUACAUUGGAUCUUUGAUUGCCGGAGCACUGGGUAGUCUGAUUGCGGCUGGCAUUCUUCAUGGACUGGCCGGUAAGCAUGGACUCCCCGGAUGGCGAUGGUUAUACAUCAUAGAGGGAGUCAUCACAAUCGUUCUUGGUUUCCUCGUGAUACUUCUGUUACCAGAGUUUCCACACACUUGGAAGGGCCUUUCGCCUGAGUUGAGACGAGUCGCCAACCGCCGGAUGGCAAUUGAAGCUGCUGAAGCUGAUAUAGACGAAGGGGAAGGGAUGUCGCAGUGCACGUCCUGGCAUUUGCCUUUAUGUGCAAAUCGGCCGCAGGAGGCUUUUCCUUCUUUUUUUCCUACUCUGACUCAAACGCUCGGCUAUAGCAAUACCGUGUCUUUGCUGCUCUGCGCUCCACCAUAUGCCUUCGUGGCUCUUUGGAGUAUCGGGCAUUCAUGGGCAUCUGACCGACUGCGCAAACGCUUCUGGUUCUUGAUAUACCCGAUGCCGGUCGUAAUUAUCGGCUGGAUAAUCUUCAUGACCACUGACUCCUUUGGGCCGAGAUAUCUCUCGCUGUUCCUGAUGUUGAUGAUCUUUUCUAUCAAUGGAACGUUCUUCGCAUGGAUUGCUACCAGUAUUCCCCGGCCACCGGCGAAGCGCGCAGCAGCAUAUGCCUAUAUCAACGCUGUUGGAGGCAGUGCUUCUAUCUGGACGCCCUUCACCUACCGCGACGAGGACAAGCCCCAUUAUCGUCCCGCGCUGGGACUGAACAUUGCUCUGUGGGCAGUCACAGCUGCCUGUUUCGUGUUCAUGUACUUCAGCCUGACGCGAGAGAACAAGCGUUUGGACCGACUGGAAGACGAAGACGUGCCUCUGAGCCACGAGGAUUUCGAGCGAUUGCAAAGAACCGCCGAGGUAGAGGGGGUCAAUAUUGCGACCGCGCGAAGAUUGCAGAAAAACUAUCGAUUUGUGAUUUAA
Messenger RNA from Penicillium cosmopolitanum, 1503 nucleotides. RefSeq lists its product as uncharacterized. The coding region runs from base 1 to 1503 and encodes 500 amino acids. Gene Ontology annotation, cellular component: membrane. The transcript has 4 exons. Lineage: Eukaryota; Fungi; Ascomycota; Eurotiomycetes; Eurotiales; Aspergillaceae. The record is from RefSeq and is a predicted model, not a curated record. Gene Ontology annotation, biological process: transmembrane transport. Gene Ontology annotation, molecular function: transmembrane transporter activity.